UUUUCCUUCAUAGGCCUAUAUAACUAACUAAAGUCGCCAUUCACUACCAUCUCUUUUAUUACUCCGUAAAAAAAAAAAUCCCCAGACAAUUAUCGACUGUUUGCAAUUAGGGUUUUUCUGUCUCGUCCUUCCUCUUCCAUUGAGUUUGAUCGAAGUUUAGCGUUUCAACCGAAGUACGAUGAGGCCUGUUUUCGUCGGGAAUUUUGAGUAUGAUACUCGUCAAAAUGAUCUCGAGCGACUUUUCUCCAAGUACGGCAGAGUUGAUCGCGUUGAUAUGAAAUCUGGGUUUGCUUUUGUUUACUUCGUUGAUGAGCGUGAUGCGGACGAUGCCAUUCGUGCUCUAGACAAUGUUCCGUUUGGCCAUGACAAACGCAGGCUGUCAGUGGAGUGGGCCAGGGGUGAAAGGGGCAAGGCCCGUGAUGGAUCCAAGGGAACAAGUCAGAGAGUUACUAAGACCUUAUUUGUCAUAAACUUUGAUCAAAUAAGAACACGUGACCGGGAUCUAGAGAGACACUUUGAACCUUAUGGAAAGAUUUUGAGCGUCCGAAUUCGGCGGAACUUUGCAUUUGUGCAGUUUGAAACUCAGGAAGAUGCAACUAAGGCUCUUGAAUGCACCAACAUGAGCAAGCUGUUGGACAGGGUAAUCUCAGUUGAAUAUGCCCUCCGUGAUGACGACGAAAGAGAUGACAGGCGUGCGCCGCGUGGCAGUCCAAGAGGUUAUGGCCGGAGUCCUCUGCGUCGCUCACCAAGUCCACAUUUUCGUCGCAAUCGGCCAAGUCCUGACUAUGGUCGACCUCGUAGCCCUGUUUAUGAUCGAUAUGAUGGUCCAGCUUACGAGAGGCGUCGUAGUCCUGAUUAUAUUCGAUACCGCAGCCGAUCACCAAUUCGGAGGUCAAGAACUUGAAAGCUUCAAGCACUCAUCACCAAUUCGGAUAUGGAAAUACUAGUCUAGUGUUCUCUUGAAAUGAAUCUAGUUUGAGAAAUUUAGAAUUUUGCAGUGUACUUACCUGUAAUCAAUAUUCUGUGGAAUACUUUGUUCUAUAUCUCUGUGAAAACAUCAAUGUGUUUGAUUCACAUUGUGAAAUAUUUAUGGUGUUGAUCUAUGUCUAUGGUUUUGGUAUCUUUAUGCA
This is a messenger RNA of Spinacia oleracea (spinach), 1130 nucleotides long. Its product is annotated as serine/arginine-rich splicing factor RS31. The transcript is spliced from 6 exons. NCBI's taxonomy places the organism in Eukaryota, Viridiplantae, Streptophyta, Magnoliopsida, Caryophyllales, Amaranthaceae. Gene Ontology annotation, molecular function: RNA binding. The record is from RefSeq and is a predicted model, not a curated record. Bases 179 to 904 code for a protein of 241 amino acids.